CUCGUCUAUCUUGCAGCUAGCACUCUCAACUGACGCAUCCCACUCACCAUGUCCGACCCCAACCGCUACACUAAGCCUGUCCCCGGCCAGGCCUCCGUGCCGUUCCUCUCCUCCGCCAUCGUCUCCAACGGCAUGGUCUACACGUCCGGCGCGCUCGGCGUGACGCCCGACGGCAAGAUGGUCGAGGGCCCCAUCGAGGGGCGCGUCACCCAGAUCCUCGACAACCUCGAGGCUGUGCUCAAAGCGCACGGCUCGGGGCUCGAGCACAUCGUCAAGUCGCUCAUCUUCAUCACCGACUACAAGGACUUUGACGCCAUCAACAAGGUGUACACUGCGCGCAUGCCCAAGCCGCCCCCCGCGCGCAGCUGCAUCGGCGCUGCUACGCUGCCGCGCGGCACGGACAUCGAGAUCGAGGUGAUCGCGCGCAUCCCGGGCGCCAAGCUCUAGGUGCCACGUCCUGCCCUAGUGCCCUAGUGCCAUAGCAAAAUGCGUUAUGUGAUACAACAGUCUAAUCUAAU
Cutaneotrichosporon oleaginosum is the source of this 518-nucleotide messenger RNA. RefSeq lists its product as uncharacterized. Gene Ontology annotation, cellular component: cytosol; mitochondrion. Lineage: Eukaryota; Fungi; Basidiomycota; Tremellomycetes; Trichosporonales; Trichosporonaceae. Gene Ontology annotation, molecular function: deaminase activity. The record is from RefSeq and is a predicted model, not a curated record.